AUGAAGAAUGAUGGCGUUUCGAAGCAUUCCAAUGCGAAUGUGGAAGACGUAUUUGUUAGUACAACAUUGCAGUCUACAUUCGAGAAACUAUUACUAAAUGAUUUUGAAAGCUAUUUAAAAAUGAAAUAUGCAAACCAGUUUAAAGACGGGAAUUCAACAAAAUUAGCUAACGGCAAAACUUUUAAUUCAGACAGUAAUACCAAUGGUACCGCACUGCUUCGAAACUACCUGAAGAGUAACACAAGACCAAAGCUGGAAUUAUCUUCUUCGGGGAACUUAAAGCGGCAAUUGGAUAACAACAUCAAAGCUUACAACAAUACGUUUUCAACCAAUGAUAACCUCUCUGAGUCAACUCUGCUGCCUGAAGCAACUAGAACUGUUAUUUCUGAUAUCAAUAAUGUCCUCCCUGAAUCAACUCUGAUGCCUGAAGCAACCAGGAGAGUUAUUUCUGAUUUCAAUGACGUCCAUCCUGAAUCAACUUUACUGCCUGAAUCAACUAGAACAGUUAUUUCUGAUAUCGAAGAUGUUCCUGAAUCAACACUACUGCCUGAAGCAACUCGAAAAAUCAUUUCAGAUAUCAAUGAUGGCCUUUCUGAAACAACUUUGCUGCCUGAAGCAACCAGAACAGUUAUUUCUGAUAUCAAUGAUGUGCUUCCUGAAUCAACUCUACUGCCUGAAGCAACUAGAGCCGUUACCUCUGAUACUACAAAUGACGACAUAAAAAUUAGCACUUUCAUGCCGGAAAAUACAAGAUUAUACACUUUUGUGAAAAAUGAAGAUGAUAAUGUAAACACCAAUGAAACUACUUCGGCGAAAGAUAAUAAUGAUAAUGAAAAUAAUGACUGGAAUACAGAUGAAAGUAAAUCCGAACCUACUUCGGAGAUUUUCGAAAGUGAAAAUGAUUAUAAUAAAUUGAAGACAACAAAAAGUCCGUUUGAAACGAGUUCGAAAGAAAUCAAUUAUGUUGAAAAUACAAACAGUUAUGAAAAUGAAGUCUCAAAUGGAAAUAAUUCCCGUGGUAUUUUGGAACAUAAUAACGCUAACGCUUACUAUAAUAACAACGAAAAUAUUACAAGUACCCAAAAUCAGCUUAUUGUGCAGAUGAAGGUGGAAAUAUCCAACGACAAUUUCACGUCUGGAAACGAAACUGCUUAUAAAAAUGACAAAAUGCGAAAAUUUUAUUCCUGA
Uloborus diversus is the source of this 1188-nucleotide messenger RNA. RefSeq lists its product as uncharacterized. Lineage: Eukaryota; Metazoa; Arthropoda; Arachnida; Araneae; Uloboridae. The record is from RefSeq and is a predicted model, not a curated record. The transcript has 2 exons. Bases 1 to 1188 code for a protein of 395 amino acids.